AUGGCGCACCUCACUGGCCCUACGUCCAAGUUCCUAUCUGCACCCUUCAAGUCCAUACUGUCCUUACCCGCGUCCCUUCGCCCUGCCGUCUACGCAACGUCUCAAUCACGAUGCCUGGCAACGAGUACGGAUCCAAGCAGAAAGCAGCCGAAGACCGCGAUAUUCUUCCCCGGCCAAGGUGUCCAACGCGUGGGAAUGACCACCGACUGGCUCGAAGCCUUUCCCAAGACUGUGAAACCCAUGCUGGACCAGAUCGAUGAGACGCUCAAAGUCAACCUGUCAAAGAUCAUUGCUGAGGGGCCUAACAGCAAGCUGACAGCCACGGAGAAUGCACAACCAGCGAUUAUGGCGACAAGUAUCAUCAUAUUAAGAGUACUGGAGGAAGAGUUCGGCUUCAAGAUCAAGGACAGGAUAGACAUAACAUUGGGACACUCUCUUGGAGAGUUCGCUGCCCUUGUUGCGGGCGGAUAUCUUCGAGAGGCAGAUGCCUUGAAACUCGUACGGAGAAGAGCUGAAGUAAUGGCACGAUGCUCGAAAGAUGCCAAUGAAGAGGUCGGGAUGAUAGCUCUGGUUUGUGAGGCAGAUCACCUCCAAUCUAUGAUCGAAGCGAUACAUUCAUUUCUUGGACACAACUCUGAAGGGACCAAGUCAGAUUCAGGGAGCGACCACGACUUACCACCUGUACAACAAGUGCUCAUCGCGAACAUCAACAGCAAGAACCAGAUCGUGUUAUCCGGAGGCAUCAAGCGCAUCAACGAGCUUCUCACGCAUCUUCGACAGUUCGCUGGCCACGGCCCUCGAGCAGUGAGGCUUAAGAGCGACUCACCUUUCCACAGUCCGAUGAUGCAACCUGCCGCUGACCUCAUGAAGAAGAUGCUGAGCCAGUCUUCGCCGACGGCCAAGAACGAGGAUAUCAUCAUGUGGCCAGGUCUCAUGCCAUGCAUCAGCAACGUCUCAGCCCGACCUUUCCAAAGCCAACAACACCUGAAAGACCUUCUGGCAAGACAAUGCGUGGAGACGGUGCUCUGGCACGACAGCAUCGUGUACCUCCACGAGGAGGAGAAGGUCAAGAGAUGGGUUGGGAUUGGACCCGGCAAGGUUGGACGCAAUCUUGUGGGGAAGACCACCGGUGUGCGUGGAUUCGGCAAGGGAGGAGGCGUGUGGGCAGUGAGCGGACCAAACGAGGUGGAAUCUUUCCUCCGUGAGUUCGAGCAGACAGAUGCCAUGAAUGCCGCCGAAGAGUAG
Zasmidium cellare ATCC 36951 is the source of this 1245-nucleotide messenger RNA. RefSeq lists its product as uncharacterized. Lineage: Eukaryota; Fungi; Ascomycota; Dothideomycetes; Mycosphaerellales; Mycosphaerellaceae. Gene Ontology annotation, cellular component: mitochondrion. The transcript has a single exon. The coding region runs from base 1 to 1245 and encodes 414 amino acids. Gene Ontology annotation, molecular function: [acyl-carrier-protein] S-malonyltransferase activity. The record is from RefSeq and is a predicted model, not a curated record. Gene Ontology annotation, biological process: fatty acid biosynthetic process.